Anisakis simplex (herring worm) is the source of this 285-nucleotide messenger RNA. The record is from the annotation of a GenBank genome assembly. Lineage: Eukaryota; Metazoa; Nematoda; Chromadorea; Rhabditida; Anisakidae.
AUGAUACUGCUAGCGAGAGACGUGUGUCAGUCAGGUGGACAUGACUCGCGUUCGGCAGCCCCUUCAUCCUCGGCAUCGCCCACCACCAAUCAGAUCUUGCGAUUAAUCAUCAAAAAGCGAAUUUGCAUCGAACUGACCAAAGUGGCGUGGCACUUGAAUCUGUCAACAAAAGAGGGAAUCGAUGCGUUGAAUCAUGUGCUCAAAACACUCGACGAAUUAACGCGAUCAAUUAACAAGUUUGUUUUAGAUUCAACCGUUCACUGCCAGAAUUGUUUUGCUAAUUGA